Molecule: messenger RNA, 2101 nt
Organism: Ostrea edulis (European flat oyster)
Lineage: Eukaryota; Metazoa; Mollusca; Bivalvia; Ostreida; Ostreidae
Exons: 2
Coding region: 159-1880 (573 amino acids)
Source: RefSeq, a predicted model, not a curated record
AUUAUGUAUAAAGUGAAAGUAGGUAUUUCUCAGAAUCACUGCGUAUGUACAGAUCCUGGCAUCGAAAAAAGAUAAGAAUAUUUGUGUUUGUCCUAGUAUCGUAAAAUGAAAAGAAGAGGAAAGGACCAUGAAUUGGACUAAACGAUCGAAGAGAAAUUAUGCCAUAUACAGAGGGAUUGGUUAUCAAAUUAUGCAGUUUCUGUCCCGAGCCUCUAAAUUUGACCUGUACGGUAUGCGAAAUAGGACUAUGUUUUACGUGUUUGGCAGAUCAUUUAGAGACCGAAAAUGAGUUUGGACAUUACGUCUGUCUCUACAGAGACAAAUUAUCAAGUAAAAGCAUAAGGAAGUUGUGUAGGAAACACGCGUGGAACAUCUGUGAAUGGCUGUGCACUUCAAGUUUACUACCUGUCUGCCAUGAAUGUUUAGAUAUUGAUCCAGCGGUAAACAUACACAGCCUAGUUAGGCGAAACGUUAGGAGAAUAAGAAAUGAGCUAAGAACAUUGACCUCUGUUGUUAAACCACGAUACGACACAAUAAAAAAGGAGGUUUAUUUAAGUAUGGAAGCGCAGAGACCAGGGGUAAGACAAAUAGUUCGUCAUAUCAUCAACCUCGUUACAUCGCCUCAUUCGUAUGCCUUUAACUGCGAUUGGAGGGAAUACAUUAAUCGAAGGUUGGAGCGGAUGAGGGUAUCGGUGGUUAGAUUUGAUGGUAGUGUAUUUGAAGAGCUUCUAUUACAUGCUCUAAAGAUAGAGAGAAGAAUGAAAAUUCUCACAGACUAUGCCAGAGAACUAUCGGAUAAGCUUCUGGACUAUAACUUCCUACAGAAUCCAUGCGUUUACACUAUUGGUAAUCCGUUUAUAGUAUUAAAUGCUACACAAUUUUUUCACGAAGUACGUAAAACAAUCGCAUCAGCUACGCCAACAAAUCCAAAGGACAUUGAAAAGAAAACCGAGAGCAAGGACGUCCACACACCAGUCUCAAAGUCCUUCCUUCAGCGUCCAAAACUCUUAACUACAACCAAAGUAGCAAAAAGUGACCAAGAAUUGUCUAUUGAAAGUAUGUACAAUGGCUGUUCUCGCUUUGUGAUAGCGGCGGAUGGUCCUAUCUAUAUAUUGACGGUUCUAGUUUUCGAACAUAACGGGACGUCCAUGAUGCAUGGUAUAGUGGUACAAAAUCUCCAUGGUCAAAUUAUAUUUCACAAAGCCACGGAAGUGAUAUCUGAAAAGAGUCCAUUGCACUGUGCUGUAAGUUCAACACUGAAUCAAAGGCACCUCGUGGCUGUUGGGAGUGUGUUGAUGGAAGUAAAUCUGGAACAGGGAUUUGUUAGGAUACUCCAACGGAGCAAGAAAUGGAGAUAUGUGGAUUUAAGUUUCACAUACACAGGCUCCCUGCUUGCUCUCCAAGAAAAGAAUAAAGGAGGUCGUCUUCAUGAACGUCAAUACAGAAUUACAAGGUGCGAUUUGGAAGGAAGAAUUUUGCAUUUGAUCAACUAUGACACAAGUUCAGUUUAUUCCCCGUACAGAAUUCGGGAGAGAAUUGAUGGAGGUAUUUGUCUGAUGGACAGAGCUACGGGAAAUCUGUUUGUUCUAAAUAUUACUGGCGAAAUAAAAUACCGAAAUGAAGCCUCACCCUGGCGACAAUUCUUACUGCACCUGUUGUGUGACAGGUAUGGGAACACUCUUAUCUACGACAAUGCUAAAUCAUCUAUUCAUCUUCUUGAUGACGAUAUGAAAAUGAUACAUGGGAUAAAAUUAAGAAAAACUGUCAUCGAAAGUACCUGUAUAGAUAAUGAAAACAGACUGGUUUGCUUGUGUACCCAUAGUGAUGAGGAAUUUAAAAUCCAAAUUUACAGUUAUAUGGAAUUUGAAGACUGGGUCUGAAAUGUGAAACUGUCUUCCUGUGAUAGGGAAAUGGUUUUCUUUGGAAUUGUUGCAUCACUAUUUCCCACAAUGCAAUACAAAAUAAUGAAUGUAUAGAGUAUUUCAGUUGUACAUGGGAUCCAUUGUGCUAUCAGUUUAAAUGACUUAGCGUGCAUGAGAGGAUUGAGCAUUGCUGAGAGAGAAAAAAAACUGGAAGCUGCUGAAUUAAAGUUCAAUACAGA